AUGGCUUCUUCAAUCUCCCUCCUUCUCAUCAAACGCAUCUCUCUCCUCCACGUAAAACCUAAAAGCCGCCGACUUUUCCAACAAUUCAUCGGAAAAUCACUCUCUACUUCAGCACAGAGCAACCCUAACACAACCCCUGAGCAAAACCACAAACCUUCCUCUCUCUCUUCUCGUCUCAGCUUCGUGUUCGAUCAAAUCGAUGCGAUUGAGAAACGUCACUCUGAGCAAGACGAAACCCUCGAGCGUAUCCGUGCUUGGCGUCAAUCAAAACAAACACCUUCUUCUCCUGCUGCUCGACAAGAUCCGGAUCCUGUAGAACUUAGAUCCGAAUCGGCCGGGUCCAAUGAGAAACCGGACUCUGCUGAGUUGACUCAAUCGAGUUCGGGCGAGCUGAGUAAGGAGAAGAAAGGUGUGGUUGAGCUUGUGCAUCCAUGGCCUGAGUGGAUGGAGCUAAUGGAGAGGUUGGUGAAGCAGAAUUACUUUGAUCAUAGGAGACAAAGAGACGAAGAAGACGAGAUGGUUCAAAGUUUGGGGAUUGAUGUGUCAUCAUCAUCAUCAAAUGUUGGAUUGAGUGAAGAAGAAAAUGUUGGAGUUGCUCUGUUUCAGGAUUUCAGAGCUGUUCAAAACGCUUGUGUCAAUUUCGGAAAGGACCGUUUUGAUAUCCUAAGGUCAUUGUCGAGAAAUGACAUUCAAAUCCUUGUCGGACAUGGAUGCCCAGCGACUGAUAGAAAAGUGGUUUUCUCAGGGAAACUACUGAGGAAGCGUGUUCAUCUCGAUGAAGGAGAUGUCUGCAGUUCCUGCAGCUUAAGGAACUCAUGCGAGAAGGCGUUUUUGGUGACAAACAAAGAGGACGAGGCUCGAACACUUGACCUCAUGCGCAUUUUGUUCACCUAUGGUUUCGACCCGUUGAGUGAUACAGUGACCAACAAAAGUCUCCUCAAGAAGAAGUCUGUUAAGACUGUGGUGCGUAAACUGUUGCAUGAGAUUGUCAAGUUAAGCGCUGUGCCAAUAGAUCCUAAUCUUACUCCACCAGUUCUCAAGAAAGCUCCUCCUAAAGUCAAGCAGCCACCACCACCUCCUAAAAGACGCGUUGGCCGUGAUGAUAUUGAGAUGAAGAAAGGAGACUGGCUUUGCCCAAAGUGUGAUUUCAUGAACUUUGCAAAGAACACCAUUUGCUUACAGUGUGAUGCAAAGAGGCCAAAGAGACAGCUCCUUCCUGGAGAAUGGGAAUGCCCUGAAUGCAACUUCUUGAACUACAGGAGAAACAUGGCAUGUUUUCAUUGUGAUUGCAAGCGUCCACAGGAUGCUUUCUUAGAGAACAAAGAACAAGAAACGCAUCACCGCUUCACUGAAUCACAAACAGAUAGGGCUGUGAAGCGGGAUGAUGUUUCCAAUGCCUGGAACUUCGAUUUUGAUGACGAUGAAUCAGACGGUGCAGAAGUUGCUGCGUUUGAAUACGCAGAUUCGACGAGAAAGAACGAAAACUUCACCCGGGAAGGUUUGAGAGAUCCUGAAGAUGAAGAGUUUGGUAAUCUUCCUCCAGGAGCAAGAGAAAGCUCUGAUCUUGGCAGCAGUAGGAGCAGGAAACCUGGUGCUGGGUUUGAUGAUUUUGACGAUGAAGAUGACGUUGAUAGCUAUGAGAUAGACGAAACUGGAGAUAGAGAAGGUCCAGUAGCAAGAACUCGAUCUUUUGUUGCUUCUGAAGAAGUCUCAGAGGAUGAUGAAAUGUUUCCUGAACACAGAGGAGGAAGUUCAAAGCUUCACAACAGUAGAAACAACAAGCAUGGAAAUGGUAAAGGAGGUUUCUCUAGGGAUGGUGAUGAUGAUGAGCUCGGUUUCAGCUCAGAUGAUGAAAACUCUGUCACUCCAAGGUGGAAAUCAAGCCAUGUUGCUUCCACACAGAGAGGUCCUUCUUUCAAGAAGAUGAGUUUUGGUUCGGACGAUGAUUCUGAUGUGGAGGACGAUGGUCCAAGGUCGGGUUUAAGGCGUGGGGGCCAACGAAACAACGAUGCAAGAAGAGGGUUUAAGGGUAAAAGAAGCUCAUACUCAGCUUCAGAGUCUGAUGAUGAUGACAUGGAUGAUCAAGCUUCCAGAGGGUCAAGUUUCUCAAGAGGGAGCAGAGGAGGAAGAACGAGAGGCGGACGUGGUGGUUUCAACGAUAGUUUUGCCUCUGAUAGCUACAGGGGAUCAAGUGGCUUCUCGGGUAAUAGGUCAAGAGGGAGAGGAGGAAGAACAGGAGGCAGUAGAAGGAGUGGUUUUGAUAGUGACGGCGAAGAUUACAGAGGGUCAAGUUCCUCAAGAGGGAACAGAGAAGAUAGUGGCGGGUUUGGGGGAAGAAUGGGAAGCAGAAGAGGCGGUUUUGAUGAUGAGUUUGGUAGAAAGAGCAGUAGCCGAGGAGGACGAGGUUCAGGGAGUUUCAGGGGAUCAGACAGAGGAGGAAGAGGAAGAGGAGGAGGAGGAAGAGGAGGUGGAGGAGGAAACCGGCGUGAGCAGAGUGAUGGUAGAGAUACAGACGUUGGAGAUUUCAGAAACAGUAGAAGAGUUAUUGAGAGAUAG
Microthlaspi erraticum is the source of this 2556-nucleotide messenger RNA. The record is from the annotation of a GenBank genome assembly. NCBI's taxonomy places the organism in Eukaryota, Viridiplantae, Streptophyta, Magnoliopsida, Brassicales, Brassicaceae.